Oncorhynchus gorbuscha (pink salmon) is the source of this 4678-nucleotide messenger RNA. Its product is annotated as volume-regulated anion channel subunit LRRC8C-like. Gene Ontology annotation, molecular function: protein binding. NCBI's taxonomy places the organism in Eukaryota, Metazoa, Chordata, Actinopteri, Salmoniformes, Salmonidae. The transcript is spliced from 7 exons. The record is from RefSeq and is a predicted model, not a curated record. The coding region runs from base 230 to 2626 and encodes 798 amino acids.
AAACGUUUACCGGCUAGUCCCCGCCCUGAACGCGUCAGUCAGUCAGUAGGCUAUAGUCUUUGUGCAUCACAAACAGGAACAUUGAACUAGCUUGCAGUCAGAAAUAACGGAAAGCUGAGGACCACACCAGAUCCACAGGGACAUGAUUGCCGCUGCUGCCCUAAAAAACACCCAUCGAAAAACCGCUAUAGAAUCUAGGCUGUCAGGCGGAUAUCACUAGGCGGGAGCCAUGAUUCCUGUGACGGAGUUCCGGCAGUUCUCAGAGCAGGAGCCAGCAUUCCGGGUUCUGAAGCCCUGGUGGGAUGUGUUCACAGACUACCUCUCUGUGGUCAUGUUAAUGAUCGGAGUGUUCGGAUGCACCCUACAGGUGGUGCAGGACAAAAUCAUCUGCCUUCCACAGAGAAUAUCAAUGGCGAACCAAACAAUACCCUUACCAAAUAAAACCGAGCUGGUCUCACCUGUAGUGUCGCAGGAUGUGCAUGAGAUGAUGGGCCUGAAAACCAACCUGGACCUUCAACAGUACAGCUUCAUAAACCAGAUGUGCUACGAGAAAGCCCUGCACUGGUACGCCAAGUACUUCCCUUACCUAGUCCUCAUACACACCCUCAUCUUCAUGGUGUGCAGCAAUUUCUGGUUCAAGUUCCCAGGCUCCAGCUCUAAGAUAGAGCAUUUCAUCUCCAUCUUGGGAAAGUGCUUUGACUCCCCCUGGACUACUAGAGCUCUGUCUGAGGUGUCUGGAGAGAACCCAGAGGAGAAGGUAUUGUUGGACAACAAGAACAACAGUGCCAGCAAAACGAUCCUCAACGUGUCUGUAGAGGGGAACCUGGACAGCCUGGAGAAGACCCAGUCCCUCAAAUCCAUCCCAGAGAAGAUCGUAGUGGACAAGCCCACAGCCAGCGCUCUGGAUAAGAAGGAAGGAGAACAGGCCAAAGCUCUAUUUGAGAAGGUAAAGAAGUUCCGCCUGCACGUAGAAGAGGGGGACAUCCUCUACGUUAUGUAUGUUCGCCAGACUGUUCUAAAAGUGUUCAAGUUCCUCCUCAUCAUCGCGUAUAACAGUGCUUUAGUCUCUGAGGUGCAGAUCACAGUGAAGUGCAGUGUGGACAUACAGGACAUGACGGGAUAUAAGCAUUUCUCCUGUAAUCACACCAUGGCCCACCUGUUCUCUAAGUUGUCGUACUGUUACCUGUGCUUCGUGGCUGUGUACGGAUUCACCUGCCUCUACACUUCCUAUUGGCUCUUCUACCGCUCACUGAAGGAGUACUCCUUUGAAUAUGUGCGGCAAGAAACGGGAAUCGAUGACAUCCCAGACGUGAAGAAUGACUUUGCCUUCAUGCUGCACAUGAUCGACCAGUACGACCCACUGUACUCCAAAAGGUUUGCAGUGUUCCUGUCUGAGGUCAGUGAGAACAAACUGAAACAGCUGAAUCUGAACCACGAGUGGACACCAGAGAAGCUGCGUCAGAGACUGCUGACCAACCAUAACAACAGAUUGGAGCUGCAGCUCUUCAUGCUGUCUGGGCUCCCAGACACCAUCUUCGAGGUGACAGAGCUCCAAUCCCUGAAGCUAGAGAUCAUCAACAAUGUAACCAUCCCAGCCUCCAUCGCACAGCUGGAAAACCUCCAGGAGCUAUCUCUGUAUCAGUGUUGCUUAAAGAGCCACACCACAGCCACUUCCUUCCUCAAGGAUAACCUUAAGGUGCUCAGGGUAAAGUUUGAUGACAGCAGGGAACUGCCUCAUUGGCUGUACCAUCUGCGGAAUCUAGAGGAGCUCUAUCUCAUUGGCUCACUGAGUCCUGACGCGUCUAAGAAUGUGGUUCUGGAGUCUCUAAGGGAGCUGAAGAAUCUGAAGACCCUCUCGCUCAAAAGUAACUUUACAAAGAUUCCUCAGUCCAUCGUAGACGUGUCCAGCCACCUGCAGAGGCUGUACGUUUACAACGAUGGCACCAAGCUGGUGAUGCUCAACAACCUGAAGAAGAUGGUGAACCUGACUGAACUGGAGCUGGUGCACUGUGACCUGGAACGCAUCCCACAUGCUGUCUUUAGCCUCACGAACCUACAGGAGUUGGACUUGAAGGAAAACAACCUGCGCUCCAUUGAGGAGAUAGUCAGCUGCCAGCACCUCCACAAGCUGACGUGCCUGAAACUCUGGCACAACAGUAUCUGCUACAUCCCUGAGCACAUCAAGAAGCUGGGCAGCCUGGAGCGCCUCUACUUCAGUCACAACAAGAUAGAGAUCUUGCCCUCGCACCUGUUCUUAUGCAACAAGCUUCGUUACCUGGAUCUGUCCAACAACGACAUCCGGUUCAUUCCGCCGGAGAUUGGCGUCCUACAGAGUCUUCAGUAUUUCUCUGUCACGUGCAACAAGAUCGAGAACCUCCCAGACGAGAUCUUCUUUUGCAAGAAGCUCAAAACCCUUAAGCUGGGCAAGAAUACGCUGUCAUUGCUCUCACCAAAGAUCUCAUACCUGGUUCUAUUGACACAUCUGGAACUGAAGGGCAACCAUUUUGAGCUCCUGCCUCAAGAGCUGCGGUUCUGCCGGGCGUUGAAGCGUGGCGGCCUAGUGGUGGAGGACGUCCUGUUUGAAACCUUGCCUUCGGAUAUCAGAGACAAAAUGAAGGCUGAGUGAAAUGCCUUACAGAAUCUGUGCAAAAGGCCAUGCGAUACAUUACUAUUCUGUCCAGGGGGUGUACUUGUGCAUCAUGCAGCCUCACACUACAUAAACAGGAGAUUGGCUCCUGUCCUAAGGGCCUAUCUGGCUCGGACAAAGCAAGUUACUUAUAUGUGCAAAAAGAAAAUGCCAAUCUUGUCUUAAUCUGACAAUCAUAGUCUACCAAAAUGGUAGAUUUUACUGUAUACUUAGUUUAUCAUGAUCAAACUCUAAAGUAGUAUACUGUUCUGGGGUGGAAAUUGUGAUAUUCAUGCACAGCAAAUUCUCCAGUGUUAAAUCAACACAACACUUAUAAAGAUCCACAUGAUUAACACUUUUAGUGUUAUGCAAUAACACUUCAUAUAGUAUUUUUAACACUAGGAAGUGUAUAUAGUUUACACUAAUGGUGUUAUGCAAUAACACCUUAUAUAGUAUUUUUUAACCAUUACGCAAAGAGCUCUGUGUCUGUUGACAAGGUCGCUUGUGUUGGAUUAAGGAGAUUACAAUAAUAAUAACGUAUUUAAUGCUACUUGUUAUUAUGUAAGCAUUUACAAAGUCUUCAGGACUAGCAGAAGACAUAUUCUAACUUAAACAAGUAUAACCAUAGACCACUUAAACUGAUACAACACUUCCAUUCAUGGGUGCCAAAAACAACGAAUUUAAAGCCAUGCCUCAACUAAGCCACACCUCCAAUUUAAUUUCCCAGUGCCUUGCCUUUUCAAGUUAAUUGUAGAUUUACCACCCAUGACAGUAUUUGUUAGUGACAGAGACAUGGUUGUUGAAUUUAUUAAUUUCACUCCUUUGGACUUCCCACUAGAGGUGAAUGUUAUCAUUAAAAUAUAAUGCUUUAGGACAAUACGUUAAAUAUAUAAGGCAUUACUUUGAUGGCCAAGUUUUACCCUAACAGUGGUGCUAGGACAAUCCUGGUUUACAGGCCACAUCUGCAAGUCACAUUAUGGAGCCUUGCAAAGGGAUGUAAUUCCUAUAGGAAACCAGGCAGAUUUUUAAUCAUUCAGUAUGUCUGUAAGGGUUAGGAACAUUGUGAGGAGACUACCUAAGUCAGGGAUGGGCAACUCCAGUCUUCAGGAUCCAGAAGGGUGUCACACUUUUCCCCAUCCCUAGCAAACACAGCUGAUUAAACUAAUUAUGUUCUAAAUUAGCUAGGGCAAAAUGGUGACACCAAUCAGGCACCUCGGGGCCCGAGUUUCCCACCCCUUAUCUAAACCAUUUCAACUGGAACAGCCAUUUAAGUAAUAGUUGCAUUUAUUGCAUCCAUCUGAUUGGAUUAGUUGAGAAAAAUUGUAUUUGUGUACCAUAAUAUUAAUCAAUCAAUGUACAUGCAAAAACACAGAUAUUAAAAACAAUCCUAAAAAUGACUACCUCCAGUAGAGCAUGCUGGGAAAUGUGAUAAUGAUGGGCAUGGUUUUAUUGGGAAUGUUUUACUCUCCGCGGAGUAAAACUGACACAAUCACAUUCUCACACUUAACAUUGGAUAUAAACACUAACACUGGGGUUAUUUUACACUACUGAGUGUUAAUUUCAGAUUUAAUUUAACUCCUGACUCAACACUAGAAAUGUUACACUGAAAAAUCAACACCAGGUAACACUGGCCAAUUUGCUGUGUGGGUGUAUGUUUUGAGUAAUAUGUCUAAGUGUUACUUCAUGUCAGAAUGGAAUAAAGCUUUGUGAUGUAAUGAAAUGGUUCUUAACAAUAUAAUUAGUCACAGGAAAGGUAUAUUUUGUAAUGGGGCUGUGUUCAUCUGCACCUGCCCGCAAUUGCUAAUAACCCAUCCGCAACCGCCCGUCUAUAUGUGAUAAAGUGAAAAUCUAACUUGCUUAUAUAAAAAAAUGUGCUGUAGGAUAGUGUGAGAUGUCGGAACGAUUUGACAGGGGGUGCAGGAUUCUUUUUUUGCCUGAUUUAGAUACGUUUCUGGUUAUAAUAUCCAACAUUUUGUAGGCUAUCUGUUAUUCAACUUGUCAUUAGGCCAAUAUGUUGCCCUAGAAGACUAAAUAAACCUUUGAUCACCAGAA